UUUUUUAAGUGGUAAAGAGUAUCAAAUUAAUGCCCAGUAACUCUCUGGAUUAGUCAUGAAUGUGUAAAAAUCCAAAAGACUCUUCCCUCUAAACUGUCAUAAAUAUUUUAAUUUCUGUUCUAGGCAUCUUUUCUAACAAAAAAGCUAAACAUUGGAGGAAAAAGAGUGAAUCUUGCAAUAUGGGAUACAGCAGGUCAAGAAAGAUUCCAUGCUCUGGGUCCAAUUUACUACAGAGAUUCUAAUGGAGCUAUUUUAGUGUAUGACAUAACCGAUGAAGACUCUUUCCAGAAGGUUAAAAACUGGGUCAAGGAAUUAAGGAAAAUGUUGGGAAACGAAAUCUGUUUAUGUAUAGUUGGUAACAAAAUAGACUUGGAAAAAGAGAGGCAUGUUUCAGUUCAAGAAGCAGAAACGUAUGCAGAAUCAGUGGGAGCAAAACACUAUCAUACUUCAGCCAAACAAAACAAAGGAAUUGAAGAACUCUUCCUUGACCUCUGUAAAAGAAUGAUAGAAACUGCUCAGGUGGAUGAAAGAGCAAGAGGCAAUGGUUCUAGCCAGUCGGGAACUGCAAGACGGGGUGUACAGAUCAUUGAUGAUGAGCCACAAACACAGAGCAGUGGAGGGUGCUGUUCUUCUGGAUAACUGUAUAAAACUGUGGAUUAUUGCCCUGUCUACAUGAAGACUGCCAUAUUUCAAGUCAUGCUUUCUUUACAAAUGGAGUAAUAGAAUUAACAGUAUUGAAAAAUAAUCACUUAUAACACUGCAGAGACCUUAAGUGCUAAACUAGUGGAGUCAGACCAGAAAAUUGGCAUUUUCUACAGAGGUUAACAAAGCAAUUACCAAUGGCCUUUUUACAUAUUUUUCUUUAAUGAGGAAUAAUAUGCAUGUAGAAAAGACCUAUUUAAAGGCUUCAUUUAUAUUCUUUUAAAUCAGAUCAUUUAUUUAAUAACUUAUAUACAUUGUUGGAAGGGUAUGCAUUUUUGCAGCUGUUUGUAUUUUGUGGUAGAUUCAACUGUAUUACUUCUAAACUGCAAACUGAUUUUUUUUUUUUUUUUAAAUUAGCAGAUACCUGAACUAUUUUUGCAGGGCUUACACAAGCCCAUAACUGUCAACUACUUUGAUAUACUCUCUAUUCAUUCUGUAUACCAAGCUGGUAAAAUGCAUUGUAAAUUACAUAUUAAAUAUUUUAUCUGCUUUUACAAGUGCAGGUGCAGAAAUACCUACAUCAGUCUUGUCAGUGAGUAACAGUUGGUGGAAAGAUUCAGGCUUUUCAUUUUUGUACUUUGCUCAUUUCUUCACCCCUUCUUGCAGACUCCUAAUAGUGUAUUAAGUUACAUAGAGGUCUUUAAAAGUCUCUGCCUGGUAAGCAGCAGUAUGCUACAGAGCAUCUCAGGUGGCACAGAGUGAGUGAUGUUAACCUAGUGGGACUUGAGUUCGUGGUCAACAGUGGAGCACAUUGACAUCACAAGUCUGCAAUUGCUUCAUCCUCCCCUUUAGUUUCCCAAGGAAGCCUAAGCUUACAGAAAUUAGCCCUUGUCCAUGUGGUGACUACUAAAUGACGUUUUCAGUUGUAUAAUACCUUUGCCUAUCAGGACAGCAUUUUAAACUUCAAUGAGCAUUAGUUGUUCACUCAAGCUUUGUACUAUGAACAAGUAUGUGAAAUUUCAACUUUCCUGAAUUAUUUUUUGGUUUGAAGUGGAUUAUAGUGGAAGAUGUAAAGUUUCAAGAUGCAGUGUAAACUAUAGGAACACUAGAAAGGACUAAAUUAUAUUCCUGUUUUUGCUUCUUUCAUAAGGCUUGGUGAAGCCUUCCUUAAAGUUUUGGGCAGAGACUUUUGGAAAUAUUGUUUAAAAAUAUCUUCAGAAAAAAACACAUGGUGACAAAAGUUAAACUAUUGUGCUUUGACUUGUUCUGAUUUGUCAUGUUUGGGGAAAAAACAGUAAAAGUGGCAUCUAUGACAAAUAGAA
This is a messenger RNA of Pelodiscus sinensis (Chinese soft-shelled turtle), 1964 nucleotides long. The record is from RefSeq and is a predicted model, not a curated record. Lineage: Eukaryota; Metazoa; Chordata; Testudines; Trionychidae.